Messenger RNA from Echinostoma caproni, 810 nucleotides. The record is from the annotation of a GenBank genome assembly. Lineage: Eukaryota; Metazoa; Platyhelminthes; Trematoda; Plagiorchiida; Echinostomatidae.
AUGGACGUUCGUCAAAAAUUGUUUGCCAAAUCGCAAACGACUAACACAGAGACCGCGGCAGCCGCUGCGGCGGCGGCAAUGGCUGUCGAAGAGGAGAACCAAGUUCGACGUCAUUCGUUUCAUUUUGACGGAUCACGUUACUUCUCCUGGCUUCCCUCGUUGCACGUGGAGCUGUCUGAUGUUAUUCGUGAGGUGUUUGCAGCUGGUGCGGAUCAGUUCAACCAAGUGGUCGACGAUUUGACCCCACGUCCUCCACCGACGAAUCUGGUCGCAAUGCAAACAGAUGCGAUCACCCGUGCCGGGGAUUACACGUCAGAAGGGAGUCGAGCCACAGCAUUUGACCCGGAACAUUAUGAACUGAUUCGUCUACCGACCAGAUUACGUCAACCGGCUCGGGAAAUUGCACGCAUGUUUCCCCAAUUCCCUCUUGGUACGAUUGUGGCCGAUCUGUUGCGUACUGGUGUGCCAGAAGUUACUGUGGAAAAUCUGAUCUCAAGACCGCCUCCGGUACGCUCUUUGUCUCCAUCCCCAUCACUAGCGCAAUCAACAACAGUAGUACGAUCACGCUUAUCUAAUACCGGCACUAACGUGCGUUCGUUGUUCGGAGGUGCUAACGUGGAUCAGAAUAGUGGCGGAACGAGCACUGCUGAGGCAACCGAUUCUGUUCCCGCUGUCUCAUUCGCCUCGUCCACGCAUACGAACACUGAAGAGCUGGAUGGUUCUGGUCCCGAGACUAUUUUGGCUCGUAGACGACGAUUUAUGCUUGACCAGGCCCGAGAACGCUUUUUCUCCCGCAACCCUCCACCCUGA